CUUUGUCAGUCGGUCACAAUACUGUGUACAUAGAUAACUUUGUAUUGGUUUAAUGAUCUGGUGGUGUGAGGUGUAAGGUUAUCAGUGAUACAACAGCUCAUGUCAGUUUGGCUGUAAUUGUCAUCGAAGCAGCACGAUGCCUACCACCAGAAGAGGCGGCCUUAAGAUUGUAGAGCUCGAUGUAAAAGACGUGAGAUUCCCCACGUCACUGGGAAGCCAUGGAUCCGAUGCUUUACAUACUGAUCCGGACUAUUCCUGUGCCUACGUCACCAUUACCACGGAAAACGGCAGGCAGGGUUUCGGGUUGACGUUCACGUGCGGCCGGGGCACCGAGAUCAUCGUGCUCACCAUCAGGUCCAUGAAGAGAUUCGUACUUGGCAAAAACGCAGAGGAUAUUUUCGCGAACUUCGCUGGUUUUUGGCGAACUAUUACUAAUGAUUCUCAGAUGAGAUGGAUUGGGCCAGAGAAAGGUGUGGUUCAUUUGGCUGUAGCGGCUAUUCUUAAUUCCCUUUGGGACCUAUGGGCUAAGAUCGAAAACAAACCACUUUGGAAGCUACUGGUUGACAUGGAACCUGAGGAAUUAGUGUCAACAAUUGAUUUCCGCUACAUAACAGAUGUCGUUACAAAAAGCGAAGCUAUACAAAUUCUAGAGGCAAAGAAAAGUGGGAAAGAGGCGAGGGAAAAAUAUUUGUACGAGAAUGGUUAUCCAGCUUACACCACCCAAGUUGGUUGGAUGGGCUACAGUGAUGAACUCGUAAAGCAGCUGUGCCAUAAAUAUUUAAACCUUGGUUUCACGCAUUUCAAAGUGAAGGUCGGAGUCAACUUCGAAGACGACUAUAGAAGAUGCAGUGCUGUCCGCAACCACAUCGGAAGUGAUAAAGUUUUGAUGAUAGAUGCCAAUCAAGCGUGGAGUGUCAACGAAGCUAUAGAAUGGGUGAAGAAUUUGGCUCCUCUAAAACCAUUAUGGGUCGAAGAGCCUACAUCGCCCGACGAUGUGCUUGGACAUGCUGCUAUAUCUGAAGCAUUAAAACCAUACGGGAUAGGAGUGGCGACAGGUGAGAUGUGUGCGAACCGCGUCAUGUUCAAGCAGUUUCUGCAGAGUGGCGGUAUGCAGUACUGUCAGAUAGACUCUGCGCGAAUUGGCAGCGUCAACGAGAUACUCUCCGUUUAUAUAAUGGCUGAGAAACUUAAAGUAAAGGUGUGUCCCCACGCCGGUGGUGUAGGACUCUGUGAGAUGGUGCAACAUCUUCAGUUCUGGGACUACAUCUCCCUCUCUGGCACAAUGGAGGGGCGUCUCAUAGAAUACGUCGAUCAACAACAUGAACACUUCAUUGAUCCUUGUAUAGUAGAAAAUGCGAGAUAUCUAACGCCAAAGGUAGCUGGAUACAGUACAGAGUUCCUGCCAGAAACUUUAGACAAGUUUUCAUAUCCCAACGGUACAGAAUGGCAGAGAAUGUUCAAAGAAGGACUUUUUACACUGCCCGACGAAGCUGAACUAGUCAAUUAACAAAUACAAAUAUAUAAAUCGUUA
Messenger RNA from Achroia grisella, 1531 nucleotides. Its product is annotated as mitochondrial enolase superfamily member 1-like. Gene Ontology annotation, molecular function: magnesium ion binding; L-fuconate dehydratase activity. The coding region runs from base 137 to 1507 and encodes 456 amino acids. Gene Ontology annotation, biological process: carbohydrate catabolic process; amino acid catabolic process. The transcript has 9 exons. The record is from RefSeq and is a predicted model, not a curated record. NCBI's taxonomy places the organism in Eukaryota, Metazoa, Arthropoda, Insecta, Lepidoptera, Pyralidae.